GCUUUUUGGAAGAACAAACUGGUGAUGACAUCGUGGAUCUAGAUGAGAUAGGUGAAGAUGAUAUAUCGGCAGACCCCAAACUUUCCGCAACUCUGGAAAAUGCGGUCAACGACAUCGCAAGUGGAGGAUCCAGCGUUGAGAAGGUCAUGAAAAAUAUGAAGGCCAAUGCCCAGGACCAUUUGCGGGAGUGUCUUCAUCCUAUGGUUCGACGUUUGGGACGAGUAUGCGGCAAGAACUCAUCACGGGAUUGGUGGCGUGCUUUAAAGGGGGGUCCAGAAAUGGAAUGGAUCGAGAUCCCCGUCAAAUACACAGACUUGGCUGAUGGAGAUGACAAAUAUCGUUUGGAAAAAUGGCCACUUCUAGAUCCUCAUUCAAUCAUUGCCUUCUUGGAGAAGUCUGGUUUGAAAAUCCCACCAAUCUCAGUGCGUGAAUAUUGGCACCAUCACCGAACCUUUGGAGAGCCUUGGGCUCAGCAUGAUGAAACUGACCGGAUCCCUAUGGGAAUUUACGGAGACUCAGCCAAAUGCCAAACAGAAUUUGGUUUUGUGAACCUCGUCGGUAUUUUCAUCAGCCUGGUGCUAUGGAAACCUAUGUCAGUAAGAUUUUCCCGGUUCUUGGUGUUUGCCAUCCCCGAGCAGUCCCUUUGGGGAAGCAAAACCCUACGAGUGGUGUAUCGCCGGUUAGCUUGGUCCAUUAACAGCUUAAUCCAUGGAGAACAUCCUCGAGCAGGUGUUUAUGGAGAAGAUCUCAAUGCUCGAUUGCGAGAACUCUCUGGCAAACCGUUCCAACACCGGUAUGCACUGACAGAAAUCAGGGGAGAUUGGGCAUGGCACAAAAAAGUGUGGAGAUUCAAGAGAUGUUCUUGGGCUGCGAUAAAUAUGUGCCACCAAUGCCCAGCAAAGUCUUCAUCAACAAACUCUGCCGACCUUUAUUGGAUGUUUGAGUCCAAUUCCUGGGAUGACCACCAUUUCACAACAGAGCAGUUCAUUGCUGAACGGAUGCCUGAAACUGGCAUUUGCCCCCUUCUUGGUGUCACAAACUUUCACCCAUCCACUAUUCGGUGGUGUCUGAUGCAUGUGGUCAACCUUGGGAUCCUGUAUACCGUGAACGGGUCAGCAUUGAAUCUAUUGGUGCAAGGCGGGUGGUUUGGCAAUGAGCCUGGGAUCAACUCGCAUGUCAAAUUGGCCAGGGCACAUCGUGACUUCAAAGCAUUCAUUUCGAAGAACAAGAUCCAAUGCAGCCAACCUGACUUCACACCAAAGAUGAUCUACAAGAAGGGAGGCAUCAUAUCCUUGACUGCGAAAGCAUACAAUGGGCGAGUCAUUCUGGCAUGGUUGGAUGAAACAGUUUAUUUAGCAAGCCAAGACCAGCAAUUUGCCAAUCUUGAUGAACGAACCCUCAUGAUUGCAGCUGCUUUGAGACACAUGAAUCGAUUCCUGACCGAAAUGGAACACGCUGGUAGGUAUUUGAGUGAGCAACAAGCAAACUCCAUCUUCGAGAGUGGCAAACAAUUUCUGCAGAUUUACCGAUCUUUGGCCAUCAUGUCUGUGCGGGCCGGCAAGUUCGAAUUGGGUAUGCGACCCAAGGUGCAUGCCCUAUGGCACAUGCUGUGGAUGAUCAAAAAACGCCGUACCAACGUCCGUCUGUGGAGCGGAUUCGUGGACGAGGAUGCCAUGUCUUGGCUAAAGAGAACAUACUUUGGGGCACAUCCAGGAUGGAGGUCACGAUGGAUCAUUCGAGUAUCAAAACUCAGGAUUUGGCAAACGCAUCUCAAAGUCCGGAGGUUCAAUCAGCAAGUGGCUGAUAGGUUGAAGCGAGGGCGGUGA
This is a messenger RNA of Cladocopium goreaui, 1826 nucleotides long. The record is from the annotation of a GenBank genome assembly. NCBI's taxonomy places the organism in Eukaryota, Dinophyceae, Suessiales, Symbiodiniaceae.